Messenger RNA from Aspergillus puulaauensis, 2157 nucleotides. Its product is annotated as DNA-directed DNA polymerase IV. The record is from RefSeq and is a predicted model, not a curated record. Gene Ontology annotation, molecular function: DNA binding; DNA-directed DNA polymerase activity. Lineage: Eukaryota; Fungi; Ascomycota; Eurotiomycetes; Eurotiales; Aspergillaceae. Gene Ontology annotation, biological process: double-strand break repair via nonhomologous end joining. The transcript is spliced from 4 exons. Gene Ontology annotation, cellular component: nucleus. Bases 1 to 2157 code for a protein of 718 amino acids.
AUGCCUGGCUCACCUUUCAACGCGGAGAUGUUGCGGAUGACGGAUAAAGAGGCAUUUUUCAGAAGGCUAGACCAACUGGAUUGCCUCAGUGAUACCUCAGAAGGUGAAUUUGAUUGUCUGUUUUCAACCUCACGGCCGAAGGACGAGAAAGUAUCCCCCGGCUCCCACCAAUUCGAGAAGCCCUCGGCCUCGCCUCCUGUGACCAUCAACUCCUCUUCAGAUGCCGUGGCUGUCCACGGCGUCAUUUCAGCUCCUUCUAUAACAUCAACUCGUGAAGCCUGUAUUGCUAAGCCAAUUCUACAAAAGAGCAUGGGAGAACCAUCUAAACAUCUGGCGAAUGGAAAACGCAAACGGGGGUCGUCCGGGAAGAUAAUUCCUGAACGCCUACAGAUUUUUAAGGGCCUUGUGUUUUUUUUCUUUCCUAAUAGUGAUGCUUCUCCUUUACGACGUUUGCGUAUCCAAAGAGCACAGGAGUACGGCGCGUCAUGCGCAAGGGCUUGGGGAGAAAAUAUCACGCAUGUCAUAGUUGACAAGGGCCUAAAGUUUGACGAGAUCUUGAAACAUUUAAAGCUGGAGACCAUCCCGUUGAAUGUCGCUGUAGUGGACGAGUGCUACCCCGCCGAGUGUAUCAAAUUUGGCUGUAUCUUGAAUGUGACUCAAGUGCGAUUCCAAGUUAAAGGAACCUCGACUUUGUCCAAAACUAUAGGAGAAUGCAAUGCAUCUCUUGGAGAACCCCCGAUCAUUAGUCAGGGAUCUUUGCCUUUAAAGCCCGACCAAAAACAGCAACCACAGACUCAAACGUCAACGCGGUCGUUUGAGCAACGAAAUAUCCCUGCGCUUGAUCGAGAGCUACAUGCCGAGGACCACGAAGAAGCCACCGAAGAGAUAAUAUACGACAGUUUCCCGGACCGUGAACGCGAUGCGUUGGAUGACAUGAUAGAGGAGGCUAAAGCCGCUGAACACCUGCCUUUGGACCCGCUGGAUGGGCACGAUAUCCCCAAUGAUGAUACUCUAGCCGAGGCCUCCGGUGACGAGACGUCUGAUGAAUCGCAGCCAAUGUCUGCAAACCACAAGAGAAGAAAACCGUCGAGGGACGAAAAUAAUGCAGUCGGAUCUUGGCAACAAAAGUUUGUCUGCAUGCAGAAGCAUGAUUCGACCUCUAAUAAUCAGAACCCGAAUGCGAAGACCAUUGAGGUUCUCCAGCAAAUGCUGAAUUACUACACCCGAACAGCUGACCAUUGGCGCAUUAUGGCGUAUCGUAAAGCAAUCAGUGCUCUUCGUAAUCAACCCAGGAAGGUCAUUAACCGGGCUGAAGCUCUUGAGAUCCCUGGGAUCGGACCCCGUUUAGCGGACAAAAUUGAAGAAAUCGUGGUUACUAACCGACUUCGCCGUUUGGAUAACACGAGCAACACAGCCGAAGACCGUCUCCUCCAAAAGUUCUUGGGCGUUUAUGGUGCUGGACUCUCAGUUGCUUCUAAGUGGAUUGCUCAAGGCUAUAAAUCGCUGGAAGACUUGCGACGCGACGCAGCCUUAACGCGAGCACAGCGUGUUGGUCUUGAACGAUACUUUGACUUCUCCCAAAGAAUACCAAGAAGAGAGGUUCAAGAACAUGGAAGUUUUGUGCGGCAUGUGGUGCAAAAGGAGAACCCAGAGAUGCAAGUCAUCAUUGGAGGAUCCUACCGACGGGGGACAGCGAACUCUGGCGAUAUCGAUUUGAUCAUCACGAAGCAUGAUGCGACGAUCGAGGAGAUUCGAACGUUCAUGCUGGAUAAUGUCGUGCCAAAGCUAUUUGAACAAGGAUUUCUCCAAGUCAGUUUGGCAACCACAUCUCGAGAUGAUGGAUCGAAAUGGCACGGCGCCUCCAAAUUGCCAGAUAGCCAGCUGUGGCGACGUAUCGACCUGUUAUUUGUGCCUGGCUUAGAGCUCGGUGCCGCGCUGAUUUACUUCACUGGAAACGAUAUUUUUAACCGCAGCAUGAGACUCCUUGCGAGUAAGAAAUACAUGCGCCUCAAUCAGAGAGGACUCUAUGCGGAUGUACUGCGUGGGCCCCAAAGGGCGAAAAUAAACACUGGCCGAUUGCUCGAAAGUCGCGAAGAGCAAAGGAUAUUCGAGAUCCUAGGAGUCCCGUGGCGACCUCCAGAGCAUCGCAUAUGCUGA